Molecule: messenger RNA, 2392 nt
Organism: Ostrea edulis (European flat oyster)
Lineage: Eukaryota; Metazoa; Mollusca; Bivalvia; Ostreida; Ostreidae
Product: acetyl-CoA acetyltransferase, mitochondrial-like
Exons: 13
Coding region: 121-1371 (416 amino acids)
Biological process (GO): fatty acid beta-oxidation
Molecular function (GO): acetyl-CoA C-acetyltransferase activity
Source: RefSeq, a predicted model, not a curated record
CUUUAUAUUAGGCUAUUUUUCAAAAGUGAAAGUAGCCUUUUCCGAAGCGUGUGGCCGUGACACCGGAAAAGCCCGAGAAAAACGAAAACAGAGGUGAAAAGAACGACGAGUAGAACGACGAUGAGUUUCAGAGGACUUUGGAAGAACCCACAAGUUAGCAAGAGCGUAGGUGGCUUGUGUAGACAUUUCAGCAAAGUCAGUGGUCUUCAUGAUGUGGUCAUUGUUAGUGCUGUGAGGACACCCAUCGGUUCAUUUCAGAGCACCUUAUCACAGUUAAAGGCUCCUCAACUGGGGGCCAUUGCGAUAAAGGAGGCAGUCAAUAGAGCAGGUAUACAAAAAGAGGAUGUGGAUGAGGUGUAUAUGGGAAAUGUUUGCACAGCUAUGGAGGGACAGGCCCCCUGCAGACAGGCCACACUAGGGGCAGGUCUUCCAUUGUCCACUCCAACUACAUCUGUCAACAAAGUCUGUGCAUCAGGGAUGAAAGCUGUCAUGUUAGCAGCCCAGAAUCUCAUGUGUGGUCAACAGGAUGUUAUGGUGGCGGGGGGCAUGGAGAGCAUGUCCAAUGUCCCCUACUACAUGGCUAGAGGGGCCACACCCUACGGCAAAGUAGAACUCAAGGAUGGUAUAGUUCUGGACGGGUUGACAGAUGCUUAUGAUCAUUGUCAUAUGGGUAAUUGUGCUGAGAAUACAGCCAUGAAGUAUAGUAUCUCAAGACAGGAACAAGAUGAAUAUGCCAUCCGUAGCUACAAGUUAAGCCAGGCUGCAGCUGAGAAGGGGGUGUUCCAGAAGGAAAUCACACCAGUGGAGGUACCCCAGAAGAAAGGUGAUCCGAAAGUUGUAACUGAAGAUGAAGAGUACAAGAAAGUCAACUUUGACAAAUUUGCAUCUUUGAGAGCAGUAUUUCAGAAAGAUGGCACGGUUACUGCCGCUAAUGCCAGUACACUAAACGAUGGAGCAGGUGCCCUGGUGUUGAUGACUGCUGCAGCGGCCAACAGGCUGGGGGUCACUCCUCUGGCCAGGAUUCUGGGAUUUGCGGAUGCAGCCAGACACCCUAUUGACUUUCCAACUGCCCCAGCACUGGCCAUUCCUAAGGUGUUGGAGAUGACUGGGGUGAAGAAGGAAGAUGUAGAUAUGUGGGAGAUUAAUGAGGCAUUCAGUGUGGUGGUGCUGGCUAAUGUCAAAGAUCUGGACAUAGACAUGAACAAGGUCAACAUUCACGGGGGAGCGGUCAGCAUCGGUCAUCCUAUUGGGAUGUCAGGAGCCCGUAUCACUGGUCACAUGGUUCACAAUCUGAAGCCUGGUCAGAAGGGUAUGGCAGGUAUCUGUAAUGGAGGGGGCGGGGCUUCAGCCAUCCUUAUAGAGCGACUGUAGAUUGACAGAUGGGAGGCAAAUGCUGGUGACUGUGAUAUCCAGAGCAGCUUCUGAAAUCAUGUCAAAAUGUGUAACAACUGUAUGGGAUUACUACUCCCUUAAUGUCAGGCAAUGUAUGUGUAGUAACACCAUUGGAUCACUUUUGUUUAGUGUCUUACAGUAUUGUAAUAUUGAACCAUUUGUUAUAGCAUGUGGCUGUAAUAAAACGCUCACUCAAAUUAUCUUCCCCUGGUCUCUGACUAGAAUAUCAGUUAUUUUACAUAAUAUUGCACCAUUACAUCCAGAGUUUAAGUUUCUGUGAUUGAAUGUAAUGCAUAUACAUAUUACAUUGUACAUGUAAUUCAGCACACUAAUGUAAAAUUUGUGAUUCUAUCAUAGCCUUUUUGUUCAUUGUUCACGGAAACAGUAUCCGGAUACUAAUCAGAAAAUAGACAUUAUAUCACGAGGGUGUUAUUACAAUUAAUUCAGACUGACCUUACACACUUGUAUAUUUUUAAAUAGUUUGUGUACUGAAAAUUUUGAUAGACAUGCAGGGGAUGCAUCUAUAAACUUUUUUUCUGCACUGCAACUUCAUGACAGUAUACUGAAUGGUGAGCAAAAUAGAGAUGAUAAACAUUGAUUAUCAAUUUAUUUUUAGAAUCUUGAUAUUACAUUGUUGUUUGGUAUCUAGAUCACAGUACAUUAUCUACGUACUAAAGUACUCUAUUGUAAAGCUUGUGGAAAUGAAGUCAGUUGACUUUGCAGUUCAAAUUGACCACUGUUUUGCAUUCAUAUUUAUGACAGAUAUUUUGUUCUCAAGUCAGAAACCCACCGUCUUUAUUUAUAAAGCUAUCGGUAUUGUGGUUCAGAAAAGUGAAGCUUUGAGUCACUAUCAACUUCUACAAAUGGUUGCACUGUUUGGGAAUUGAAGAUUUUUCCUAGCUGUAUAUAAUGUUUUCCCUAUGCAGAGUUACAUGUCUUGUACUGUAAAUUUAACUCAUAUUUGUGACUGUACUAAUAAAAGGAGUAAUGGAUGACUUGA